Molecule: messenger RNA, 1358 nt
Organism: Zootoca vivipara (common lizard)
Lineage: Eukaryota; Metazoa; Chordata; Lepidosauria; Squamata; Lacertidae
Source: RefSeq, a predicted model, not a curated record
AAUGCUCUGGUGGUUUGUCGGGAUCUCAGGAACUGGCGGUGGUUCCAGAGGCCGAGUCGCCCCCUCCCAGGCAUAGUUCUUCCUUGGGGGCCUCUUCUCGUGCCCUCUCAGUGUGCGGGUGUGGAGGGGACCCUUGGCACUGUUCCCCCCCACCCCGUCCCCGGCCUUGGAGUGGGCUAGGUUCGUGGUGAGGGGGCUGCCUCUGCCCUCGAGCGCAGGAUCCUACCGUAAGAAGCUGCCUUCUAUUGUAUCCAACCUGAGCCGUAUUGCCUAAUGCCUACACGGGCUGGCAGCUAUGGCUCUCGGGGCUUUCGGGCUGGACGGAGCCGAGCGGGGCCCUUCUGCGAGCACAACCCCACGCCGAGACCGGCCCUUCCGAAUCGUCCGUCUGCUUCAUCCCCGUCAGCUCAGCCAGGGGCGCAAAGGCCUGGGGAGCCCCACCCCACGAGUCCCCCGAAAGGAACGGGAAGGAAGACCCCCAAGGAGACGGAGCCCUUCUGGGGCUGACUCUGCGCCCCCUUCCGGCAAAGGCCACGCGUGCCAGCGGCUCUUUCAGGGCCCCCACCUAGCAGGCGACUCGGUCCAAGGGGCCCGGGUUCAAGGAGCGCCAAGGCUGCUGGCGGCGCACCCCACCACCAAGACCUACUUCCACCAUCUCGACCUCUCGCCGGACUCGGCCCAGCUGCGGGCGCUGGGCAAGAAGGUGGUGGACGCACUCAGCCGCGCCGUCGAGAACCUGGACGACCUGCCGGGCGCCCUCGGCAAGCUCAGCGAGCUGCACGCCUUCGAGCUGCAGGUGUCGCCCACCAGCUUCGAGUGCCUUAACCACUGCAUCCUGGUGACCAUCGGUGCCCACAGUCGCGGCACCCUCGACCCGGCGCUCCUCCUUUCCCUGGACAAAUUCCUGAGCAGCGUCGCCCACGUCCUGACCUCCUGCUAUCGCUAGGCUGGGCAAGACGGGCUCGCCCGGGCGCCCUCCCCGUCUUCUCCCUCCUAAUAAAGCUAUGGGCUCUUUCAACUGCAGCGCUGCGCCCUCACCUCUCUCUGGGGGGCGGGUGGUGGGGCAGCUGGACGGACUUCGGAGGAGCCCUCGACGGCGCUCCCCUCGAGACCUGUGAGGUUGCCCGUAGUGUGAAUGUCUGUCACAUUGCCCCGGGGCCGGAUGGCGAAGACUGGGUAAUAAAUGAGCUUACGGUAUUCACCAGGAAGCUUUUUCGUACCUGCGGCUUUCCCCUCUACAUCCCUGUGCUGAGAGAGAAUAGUAUAGAAAGAAUCGCAGAAUUGGAGGGCACUCCAAAGGUUAUAAAGCUCAGCCCGCUGCAAUGCAUGCAGGAUCUGCAGUAAAGGAGGCAUGGGCA